Messenger RNA from Daldinia childiae, 2880 nucleotides. Its product is annotated as Hybrid signal transduction histidine kinase K. The transcript is spliced from 3 exons. Gene Ontology annotation, molecular function: phosphorelay sensor kinase activity. The coding region runs from base 1 to 2880 and encodes 959 amino acids. NCBI's taxonomy places the organism in Eukaryota, Fungi, Ascomycota, Sordariomycetes, Xylariales, Hypoxylaceae. Gene Ontology annotation, biological process: phosphorelay signal transduction system; phosphorylation. The record is from RefSeq and is a predicted model, not a curated record.
AUGAAGGAACUCUGGAAUACGCUUCUAACUGGACUUAGCUAUAAUAGCAAGGACAUUCCGUUUGCACUGUUAUACUCGUUCGACGAGCAACUUGGCAUCAGUUCCACCCCCAGUCAACCUAACUACCCGUGUCACUUAGAGGGCAUAAUUGGAAUAGACCAUGAGCGUAUCAUGGGACAGGAAUAUCUCGAUCUCUCAUGCGACAUUGACGGGUUUGCACCUACAAUGCUCAAGACACUGAAAUGCGACUCGGUACUCAUAUUAGAAGAAAGCGACCCAUCAUUACAUAAACUAUUAAAUGGUAUCGGAUGGAAAGGAUAUCCGUUAGCUGAGGAAUUCGCCGUCGUAUCGAUUAAAGACGAUUUUAAAAUAGCGGCAUUUAUGGUAGUUGGCCUGAACCCUUACAGAAGGUAUAAUAGCAACUUUUGCGAGUUCUUGAAACUGGUGGCAGAUGUUGCAGCGUCACAAGUAUCGCGAGCCAGGUUAUCAGAAGAAGUCUCACGCCACAACGACUUGGCUAAACGAGCUCAGCUGGACCGUAAACGAAGCGAUAUGAGAUUCUCUCGAUUUGCCGAGCGUUCCAUUGUUGGUCUUGCGGUUACCGACGUGAAAGGCAAGAUUAUAUACGCGAAUGAUGUGUGGUAUAAAUUUUCUGGCCUAAGCCCUGCCGACCAGCAUAAUCUUAGUUGGCUCGACAGUGUAGUCCCAGAAGACGCCGAUUUACUUCGAGAAUGGCAAGAAAGAGUUCUUACUGAUAAGACGGGAGGGACAUUUCAAAUUCGCUCAAGAGAGCCAUUCCGUCGAGGCCACAUGUACUCAGAUCAUCGAACAGGGAUCUGCGCUUGUUAUUCGGACUUGAACGAGAAGGAUGAAGUUGAAAGUAUAAUGAUUUUCACAAUGGACAUAAGCGAGCUCAAGUGGACCGAGCAGCAACUUAUAUCUCGCUCGAAAGCGCUUGAGGAGUCGGAGACAAAAUGGCGGAACUAUGCGGAACACUGCCCUCUUGGAAUCUGCCGCACGGAUGGGGAUGGUUACGUCCAAUAUGGCAACAAUGCAUGGAAGUCUUUCUACGACUUUGAGCUUGAUAGUGCCUCUCCAGAUAUACCGCAGCCAUGGCUACCAUGGGUCCGAGAAGAUUACGUACAGCCGUGUAAAGACUUCUUUGCUCGACUCCAAAAGCAUACCGGGCCCGAAUCUGUUGAGUUUCAGCUAAUUGACAAAACUUAUACUAUUUCGGGUGGCGACAAUACUGUGACUAAUGGCGCCUACGUCGUCGUUACCGGGUUUUCCCAGUUUAGAGAGGAUGGGACAGUUGACCAUAUAGAUUUUUGGGUAACAGAUAUCAGCGGUCAGAAGAUGGCUGUCAAGGUUUUGACAGAUAAGAUGGAAGAGGCUAUUCGAUCAAGGACUCAACAGGAGCGGUUCAUGGACAUGAUAAGCCACGAAAUACGGAAUCCCCUAUCGGCGGUUCUGCACUGCAGCGAGGAAAUUAUCGAAUCAGUUAAGAGAAGCUUCAUCACACUAGAUGCAGUAUUCGAUGGCAAACGGUCCAUAUGCUCAAAUAACCCCGCGAAGGAGAUCUUGAAGAAUGAGAUUGCUAGCGCACUUGACGCUGCUAAUACGAUUGUAUACUGCGUACAGCACCAGAAGCAAAUCGUCGACGACGUGUUGACAGUUUCAAAGCUCGACUCUGACCUACUAGUGGUAUCUCCAAUUCCCGUCCAACCAAUGGCACUGGUCCGCUCGUCAUUAAAAAUCUUUGACGCCGAGCUAAAGAUGACAGGUAUCAAGCUGAAGGUUAUCGAGGACGAUUCCCUGACCAUGCUCAGCUUAGGAUGUGUUUUACUGGACCCGAACAGAUUCCUCCAAAUCGUCAUUAAUCUUGUCACGAACGCUAUCAAAUUCACAAAGAGCUCAAAAACGAAGGAAAUAAUUGUAGCGGUAGCCGGAACGACAUAUCGUCCUCCCGAAAGUGAAUUAGGGGUAGAUUACGUGCCCCAGAGAUAUUUACCCGCCAGCCCUGUAUUUGAUGCCUGCCCCCCUAGCAGUUUAGAAGAGCCUCGACAAGAUGCGUUUCUCUCCUUUUCCGUCAAAGACACGGGCAAGGGUUUGACAGAAAGCGAAAAAGCGCAGGUUUUUAAUCGCUUCGCUCAGGCAUCUCCGAAAACGCAUAUCGAGUACGGGGGUUCAGGUCUGGGCCUCUUCAUCUCUCGCCAGAUUACCGAGAUGCUUGGAGGCGAGAUAGGAAUGGCUAGUAGCCCCGGGUCGGGUUGCAAAUUUGCAUUUUACGUCAAGACCCAGCGUUGCGAGUUUCCUCGCCAUUCUUCGAAUGCCUCAGAACCUGUUGUUAGACUAAGUCGAUCGUUUAGCAUAGCUGCAGACGGGACCCCCCUGCCAUUGGAAGACGAAGAUGAAGUGGGUGGCUUCCCCCAAAUAUCAGAGGACCCAAGUCCUCCGCCACACGAACACCCGCCAGUCAAGGUUCUCGUUGUCGAGGACAAUUUGGUUAAUCAAAAGGUCUUGUGUAAACAGCUGCGCAACCACGACUUCAUCGUGAAAGCUGCCAACCAUGGAAGAGACGCCCUCGACGCUGUGCAGAAUAACAAACCUGAGAUCUCGCAUAUAGAGAACCCGUUCGAUGUGAUAUUGUGUGAUAUCGAAAUGCCGAUUAUGAACGGUAUUGAGUUUACGCGGGAGAUUCGGAGGCUAGAAGCAAAUGGUGAACUCGAGGGACAUAUACCAAUACUCGGAGUUACAGCCAACGUGCGUAGCAAACAGGUUAGCGGGGCUAUGGAAGUAGGCAUGGACGGCGUAACGACGAAGCCGUAUCACAUCGAGGAGCUUAUUGCCCAUAUCGGAGAUGUAUGUGCUAGGUAUUAA